Messenger RNA from Tripterygium wilfordii, 1345 nucleotides. Its product is annotated as protein trichome birefringence-like 34. The record is from RefSeq and is a predicted model, not a curated record. NCBI's taxonomy places the organism in Eukaryota, Viridiplantae, Streptophyta, Magnoliopsida, Celastrales, Celastraceae. The coding region runs from base 13 to 1290 and encodes 425 amino acids. Gene Ontology annotation, cellular component: Golgi apparatus. Gene Ontology annotation, molecular function: O-acetyltransferase activity. The transcript is spliced from 5 exons.
GAAGCUUCAAAUAUGAUCAUGAAACACAAUGUUAAGAGGAGGACCAGAAAACUACCUUCAAUGGCGAAGAAACAACAACAAAUGGUGCCUCGUACAUGGGGAAUCAUAAUCAGAAGCAGCUUCCACUCCCUUAUUGCCCUCCUUAUCGCCGGUCUCAUUGUCAGUGCCGUUUAUUUGACACAAAACAGUGGACAACCCGUAGACGUACGGACUCCGGAGGCUGAAAAAUCCGGUAACGGCCGGUGCAAUUUGUUUUCCGGCAAGUGGGUGUUUGAUAACACAUCUUAUCCGCUCUAUAAAGAGAAGGAAUGUACUUUCAUGUCAAAUCAAUUGGCGUGUGAGAAGUUUGGUAGGAAGGACUUGAAGUAUCAAAACUGGAGGUGGCAGCCUCACCAUUGCGACCUUCCUAGGUUCAAUGCCACAGCAUUGCUUGAGAGGCUAAGGAACAAGAGGCUUAUGUUUGUGGGGGACUCGUUGAACAGAGGCCAAUGGGUUUCCAUGGUUUGUCUUGUUGACUCAGCCAUUCCUCCCAAGCUCAAGUACAUGCACACCAAUGGUUCAUUGAACAUCUUCAAAGCGAUAGAAUACAAUGCUUCAAUUGAGUUCUACUGGGCACCACUACUGGUUGAAUCAAAUUCGGACGAUCCAUUGAACCAUAGAGUACCUGAUCGGAUUGUCAGAGUCCAAGCAAUUGAAAAGCAUGCCAGGCAUUGGACUGAUGCAGACAUACUUGUAUUUAAUUCUUAUCUCUGGUGGAGAAGGUCUUACUUGAAAGUCCUGUGGGGAUCAUUUGAUAACCCAAAUGGGAUCUACAAAGAAGUAGAGAUGCCUCGAGUCUAUGAGAUGGCUCUAAAGACCUGGGCAGAUUGGUUGGAAGUCCAUGUGAACCGAACCAAGACCCAGUUGUUCUUCGUUAGCAUUUCACCAACUCACCAAAGUGCUGAAGAGUGGGGUGGAGAUACAAAUCAAAACUGUUACAAUGAAACAGAGCCGAUAAUGAAAGACGGCCACCAUGGAAGAGAUACAGGUCCAGAAAUGAUGAACGUCGUCGAUAACAUUCUUGGGGAAUUGAAAGCAAAAGACUUGAACGUACAGAUGAUUAACAUUACACAGUUAACAGAGUACAGGAGAGAAGGGCAUCCAUCAAUAUAUAGAAUGCAAUGGGAUGCUUUGUCUGAAGAGCAACUGUCGAAUCCAAGCAGCUAUUCAGAUUGUAUACAUUGGUGCUUGCCUGGAGUCCCAGAUGUGUGGAAUGAGCUUCUCUAUGCUUACAUUUUUAAUCAGUAUUGAUGAAAUCCACAAAAGGAAGAAACACAAUGUUUAUGAAUUUAAAGGUUUUUUUUUU